AUGAAGUUCUCCGCCGCCGCCGUUCUCGCGCUCGUCUCCGUCGCUUUCGCUGCUCCGAACCCCGAGGGACAGGCGAACUCAAUCAAGCUUAGCAAGGAGAACGUCGACGCUAUUGUCGCCGCUGCCCCCAAUGGCGAAUGUUACUUCGACUUCAGCUGCGGCUGCGUUUGGUGCACCUAG
Colletotrichum truncatum is the source of this 180-nucleotide messenger RNA. RefSeq lists its product as uncharacterized. Lineage: Eukaryota; Fungi; Ascomycota; Sordariomycetes; Glomerellales; Glomerellaceae. The record is from RefSeq and is a predicted model, not a curated record.